This is a messenger RNA of Mesitornis unicolor (brown roatelo), 912 nucleotides long. Its product is annotated as nicotinamide phosphoribosyltransferase. The record is from RefSeq and is a predicted model, not a curated record. Gene Ontology annotation, biological process: NAD+ biosynthetic process. The transcript has 6 exons. Gene Ontology annotation, molecular function: nicotinamide phosphoribosyltransferase activity. The annotation marks the transcript as partial. Lineage: Eukaryota; Metazoa; Chordata; Aves; Mesitornithiformes; Mesitornithidae.
GUUACACACUACAAGCAAUAUCCACCUAAUACAAGCAAAGUAUAUUCCUACUUUGAAUGUCGUGAAAAGAAGACUGAAAAUUCCAAAUUAAGGAAAGUGAAAUAUGAAGAAACUGUCUUUUAUGGUUUGCAGUACAUUCUGAAUAAAUACUUAAAAGGUAAAGUGGUGACCAAAGAGAAAAUCAAGGAAGCCAAAGAAGUAUAUAGGGAGCAUUUUCAAGAUGAUGUCUUCAACGAAAAGGGAUGGAACUAUAUUUUGGAGAAAUACGAUGGCCAUCUUCCUAUAGAAAUAAAGGCUGUUCCUGAGGGCUCUGUAAUUCCCAGAGGAAAUGUUCUUUUCACAGUAGAAAACACAGAUCCAGAGUGCUACUGGCUCACAAAUUGGAUUGAGACUAUUCUUGUGCAGUCAUGGUAUCCAAUCACAGUGGCUACAAACUCAAGAGAGCAGAAAAAGAUUUUGGCCAAAUAUUUGCUAGAGACUUCUGGCAGCUUAGAAGGACUGGAGUAUAAACUGCAUGACUUCGGCUACAGAGGAGUCUCUUCACAAGAGACUGCAGGAAUAGGAGCUUCAGCUCAUUUGGUGAACUUCAAAGGAACAGACACUGUAGCAGGAAUUGCGUUAAUUAAGAAGUACUACGGUACAAAAGAUCCGGUUCCAGGAUAUUCUGUUCCAGCUGCUGAACACAGUACCAUAACAGCUUGGGGGAAAGAUCAUGAAAAAGAUGCUUUUGAACACAUAGUGACACAGUUUUCUUCAGUGCCUGUAUCUGUGGUUAGUGACAGCUACGACAUUUACAAUGCUUGUGAAAAAAUAUGGGGUGAUAACUUAAGGCAUAUAAUUGAAGCCCGAAGUCCAGAGGCACCACUUAUUAUUAGACCAGAUUCUGGAAAUCCUCUUGACACUGUUUUAAAG